AUGGGCCGAGGAUCGAAUAAAGGGUUGCUCCAACCCGAUAUAUUAAUCAGACGGGAACAUGAAGUUCAGGACCAAAACAGUAUCUGGCUGCAAGUCUUACUGCUGUUACUGGUGUGCCGAACAAACAAGCAAAGGAAAGAGCAGCAGGAGCAGGAGGAGAACGAUUUGAACAAAGAUGUGGUGGAUGACGAGGGCAACGAUGCCGACGGGGACAGCAACAAUAAGACCAAGGUGGAAGCAUUGUCGGCCCUGCGUGAUUUCAAGUACAACCUCCUGGUGACCCUGCAAGACCCAGCACGAGGCCUCGAGGUGCGCACCCUCAACAUGAUCUUCGAUGAGUCUACAAUCUAUGGCCAGCGCAAUGCAUGUCAUGAAUGCUGGUUGGUGACCAGCAACCAGGCCAGCACCUUGACCCGGAAAACGAUUUUCAAAAGGCUUGUGAUCGACAAAAUUCCGAUGCUGCCUCGGGCGGUGGAGAUGGUGAAGGUUGAGGUCGGUCGCAAAGUGUGUGCCGAUACGGAUAGGCUGUCCUGGGCCCAGGAGAUGCGGCAGCACCUGGCCGGGACCGGGCUCAUCAAGCGGGUGUUGACUGCAUUGGAUGUGAACAAAAUGCAUUCGGUGGUCGUGGACCUCUUCGCGCACGACGGCUGGAUUGCACUUGCAGCCUUGCAGAUGCAAUUGGAAAAUUCCAAAGUUGUUUGUGCCAUGGUGGCGCACACCGACGUGGAGCACAAGUUCUGCAAGGACGUGAUUCUACACUCCUUGUUCAGCAAGGCAAAGUCAAAGCAAGUGGCAAUCACUGGGUUUCCGGACUUUGCCGCUGCCAUGGCGGAUCUUUCAAGGGUGCACACGAGUGAAGUCCGGUCGGAUUAUGAUUACCAGGUGACUGUGCCGGUGGGCGGUUGCCUCAUCGUCCUCCAGGCACUGAAGACGAAAUUCGAGGCAUCCCAGGUGGUUGCUGAUGAGUUCCGAAGCCUCCUGGAGAAGCACGACCGCGACUUCAACCGAGAUCACAAGACGGCCAAUGGGCCUGCAGCUGGGGAUAAUGAGGCCAGGCAUAACCGCCAGAGCCCCAAGAAGUUGGAGAAGACCUUCGAUGAUUUCACGACAUUCCAGGCGGCCCACCCCGCGCUGAUGGAGUGUGUCAUGCCAGAUUUCAGCAUGCUUUAUGAUCUGGAAGAUGCGAGCCUCUGGAUCAACAGCGACAGGAUUACGAACAUUCCAUUGAAUGUGGAAUUCUUUGGAUUCGGAUCCGGAGAUUUCGCUGGCGGUGCCACAGCCAACGAUGUGCUUUCCGACCCGGCAGGGCGGUGGUACCGGUACUGCAUGACCGGCCCAGUGAAGGACCUGCUGGUCAUAGUGGAGUGUGACCGAAAGUUGCCGGAGGAAGUCAAAAACUUGGCGAUUUGGAACAAGGUCAUGUCCCUCAAAAGCUUCUUGGUGGCCCUGGAAGAUGCUGGGGAGCUCGUGACUAUCAUGGGCCACACGAAGACGGAGGACGAGCUGACGUGUAAUGAAAAGAUUGUUUUCAUUAUGGAUCCAUUGAAAAGUGGAGCGAAGAAGCGCAAGCUUUCGAAGGCCUGCAGUUGUGUGCUUUGUUCCGGUGUAGAGCUUUGCUAA
Symbiodinium sp. CCMP2456 is the source of this 1620-nucleotide messenger RNA. The record is from the annotation of a GenBank genome assembly. NCBI's taxonomy places the organism in Eukaryota, Dinophyceae, Suessiales, Symbiodiniaceae.